Messenger RNA from Formica exsecta, 1989 nucleotides. It is a transcript of the gene UGP, whose product is annotated as UTP--glucose-1-phosphate uridylyltransferase. The record is from RefSeq and is a predicted model, not a curated record. The coding region runs from base 77 to 1663 and encodes 528 amino acids. Gene Ontology annotation, cellular component: cytoplasm. NCBI's taxonomy places the organism in Eukaryota, Metazoa, Arthropoda, Insecta, Hymenoptera, Formicidae. The transcript is spliced from 10 exons. Gene Ontology annotation, biological process: UDP-alpha-D-glucose metabolic process; glycogen metabolic process. Gene Ontology annotation, molecular function: UTP:glucose-1-phosphate uridylyltransferase activity.
AUAUUUGGAGUAAUGCGCUUCGAUUGAAGCGCGAUCUUUCGAAUUAUCUCGCUUCAACGAAAUCUCGCGCGGUACGAUGUCGUCGCAUUCGCCAAGCGUCGUCCCUCGGUUUCGGAUAAGUAACGAGAAGAUCGGAUUCAUGGAGUACCUGCUACAAGUUCGCGGUCACCAACGCAACUCUUCAGAUACGCAGGCGUUUCGCGAGCGUACGAAGAGAGAUGCACGGAUCGAGCUGCAACGCGAACUCGAGAAGCUGCAGACGACCGCCCGCGAGGACAAGAAGGAGAUAAUGGGCCGGCAAUUCGCCGGAUUCAAGCAUCUAUUCGAGCGAUUCCUACAGGAGGAGGGCCCGUCCUUAGAAUGGGAUCACAUUCAAAAACUGCCCGAAGAUGCGGUCAAAAAUUAUAACUCUUUACCAACACCGGAAAAUAACGAGGUAAAGGCGUUACUGGAUAAAUUGGUUGUGGUUAAAUUAAACGGCGGUCUCGGAACGAGCAUGGGAUGCCACGGACCGAAAUCCGUCAUCGCUGUGCGAAAUGGACUGACCUUUUUGGAUCUCACCGUUCAACAAAUUGAGCACCUGAAUAAAACGUACAACGCCAACGUGCCACUUAUAUUGAUGAAUUCGUUUAACACGGAUGACGAUACGCAACGCAUAAUUAGGAAAUACAAGGGAAUCGAUAUAGAUAUUUAUACUUUUAAUCAAAGUUGUUAUCCGCGUAUAAAUAGGGAUUCUCUACUUCCGAUAGCUAAGCAUAGUCAAGUCGAAGAGGAUAUAGAAUCUUGGUAUCCGCCUGGUCACGGAGAUUUUUAUGAGAGUUUUCAGAAUUCUGGUUUACUUAAAAAGUUUAUCCGAGAAGGCCGUGAAUAUUGUUUUAUCUCGAAUAUAGAUAAUCUCGGUGCCACGGUGGAUAUUAAAAUCUUGAAAUCGUUGUUAAGUGAAGUACCAGAAUCCAGUCUUGAAUUUGUUAUGGAAGUAACCGAUAAGACACGAGCGGAUGUCAAAGGUGGUACGCUUAUAAAAUAUGAGGACAAACUUCGUCUUCUUGAAAUAGCUCAAGUUCCUAAGGAUCAUAUUGAUGAUUUCAAAUCUGUCAAAACAUUUAAAUAUUUCAAUACCAAUAAUCUUUGGAUUAAACUCAGUGCCAUUGAGAGAGUACUUGAAAAAAACGUGCUGAAUAUGGAGAUAAUAGUAAACAACAAAACUUUCGCAAAUGGUCUAAAUAUAAUACAACUUGAAACAGCUGUGGGAGCAGCUAUGAAAACAUUUGAAGGAAGUAUUGGUAUUAAUGUGCCACGCAGUAGAUUCCUGCCAGUGAAAAAGACCUCUGAUCUGAUGCUUGUUAUGAGCAAUCUGUAUAUUUUACGUAACGGAUCUCUCGUAAUGAGUCCUCAAAGGAUGUUUCCCACAACGCCUCUCAUCAAGUUGGGGGACAAUCAUUUUUCAAAAGUAAAAGAAUUUUUGACUAGAUUCCCGACAAUACCGGAUCUCCUUGAAUUGGAUCACUUGACAGUGUCGGGUGAUGUUACCUUUGGAAAAGGGGUGACGCUGAAAGGCACGGUUAUUAUAAUUGCCAAUCAUGGAGAACGUAUAGAUCUACCUUCUGGAACAGUUUUAGAAAAUAAGAUUGUAUCGGGUAAUCUACGCAUAUUAGAUCACUAAAUUGCAACAGAAAACGUAAUAUCUUGUUAUCUUGCAGAAUUUAUAUAUAAAUAUUUGAGAGAAUAGUAUUUCUGUAUGUUUUCAGCCAUCAUGUAUCUUAAAUUAACUAGUCAAGCAAUUUAAUUGUAUAUAUAUAUACCUAUAAUGUAUUUUAGAAAAAAAAUCGAAGAUAUAUUUCUCUAUUAUAAAAUUAUUUUACUGAAAAUAUAUUGUACAUAAGAACUUAAUGCAACUCUCUAUAAAAUAUCAAGUAAAUUAUAUAUAGAAUAUAUACUAUGUUAUGUAAGUGAUUGAAGUUUAUAUGGUAUAUUAUAUUAAAAUAAAUG